ACCCCAAAAUGGAGUUCGAGAGACGAAAAGCGGCGACACUGACGUCACUGAGGUCGGAGGUGACGGACAAGUCGCCGAAAGGCACGGUGGACACUCCGAUCAUUCCUCUCCUCGACGUCAUCAACUGCCACCGCGACUACUUCACCACCAGCUCCUGCUCCGGCCGAAUCUCCAUCCUCUCCCAGCCGACCCGCCGCACCACCAAGAAGAAGGCAUCCGGCGGCGCGUGGCUCUACAUCACCCACGACCCUGCCGAUCCCGACGCGGUCCUCGACCUCGUCUUCCGCCGCCGCUCCGAUCAGGACGAGCCGGAGCUCCACCAGGACGACGAGGUCGUUUUCAGAUUCGAGCCGCUGAUUGUCGCCGUGGAGUGCCGGGACGUGGCGGCGGCGCAGCUUCUGGUGUCGAAGGCCAUCGCCGCCGGGUUCAGAGAGUCCGGCAUUACGAAUUCGAAUAAGCGCGUGAUUAUCGCGAUUCGGUGCUCGAUAAGAUUGGAGGUUCCGCUUGGGAGUAGCCGCGAGAUUAUGGUUUCUCGCGAGUAUUUGAGGUUCCUUGUGGGCGUGGCAAACGAGAAAUUCGAGGCCAAUAGGAAGAGAACCGACGCUUUUCUGGACUCUCUGCUGAGUGAGAGUGGAGGCUUCGUGGCGGCGGCUCAGGACGGUGGAAGUUACGAAAAUGCCCAUCCCGGGUCCGAUGGAGUUAACGGCAGCUUUAGUCUGUCUGUUGUGGAGGUAGAGGUUUCCGGGGAGUCUGAGGAGAAUCUUUACUUGUGGGGACAUUCGGCUUGUGCAUUGGGUGAGAAGGUUGGGAGUGAGAUUCUUGUGUUUGGUGGAUUUGGAGGCGUUGGAAGACACGCGAGAAGAAAUCAGUGUAUGCUGGUUGAUACAUUGUCUGGUAGUUUGAGAAGGAUUCGUGUGGAGAGUGGUCCUUCUCCGAGAUUAGGCCACACGGCUUGUUUGGUUGGAGAUUGUGUGUUUGUUAUUGGAGGAAGGGCUGAUCCGGAGAAAGUUUUGAGUGACGUAUGGGUACUUGAUAUACGGAAGAAUGAAUGGAAACUGGUGGAGUGUUCUGGUGAUGUGUUUCCUCCCAGGCAUCGACAUGCUGCAGCGGUUGUAGGAGCAAAGAUAUAUGUGUUUGGUGGGCUCAACAAUGAUGCAGUGACUUCUUCUUUACAUGUACUGGAUACAGAUGAUAUGCAGUGGAGGUUGAUACUUGUCAAUGGGGAUGGCCCGUGUGCCCGACAUUCUCACUCAAUGGUGGCAUCGGGAUCUCAGCUAUAUAUGUUUGGAGGAUAUGAUGGUGAGCAAGCACUUGGAGACUUGUACAGGUUUGAUACCCAAACAUCUAAAUGUAGAUGGAAAAAAGUGAAGUCGUCUGGGAGAUGUCCCCACUCAAGGUUCUCGCACUCCACGUUUGUCUACAAAAAUCAUCUGGGAGUUAUUGGCGGUUGUCCAGUUAGACGACAUUGCCAAGAGUUGUCAAUACUUGAUUUACGACUGUGCACAUGGAGGCAUGUAAAACUGGAAUCCACCGACGAAGAUUUGUUUGUACGUAGCACUGCCAAUAUUGUUGGUGAUGAUCUUGUUAUGAUUGGUGGCGGGGCAUCUUGUUAUGCAUUUGGUACAAAGUUCAGUAAGCCAAUGAAAAUCAAAUUGUCUCCCCUGAAGCUUAGAGAUGAUAAUCUUAAACCACUUGUUAGAGAACUGCAUACUGAACGAAAUGAUACUGUAAAGAGCGAAAAGAGAAGACAUCAGCAGGUUCAAAAUGUAAAAACAUUAGCCGAGACUCCUGAUCUAAAUUCUAAGAGUGAAUCCACGGCUGAUGGCAUACAGGUGGAUGCAUAUUGGGUUCUGAAACUUGAAAAAAAGUAUGCGAAAAUAGGGAAGGACAUACUGAAGAAGUUUGGGUGGUUAGAUCUUGCAAGGAAGGUUUACUCCAUCGAAGGUGGUUUACAUAUUUGUUUCCCUGUAAUCGCAAAGUUUUCUGAUGUACUGAAAGAGAAUCAGCAGGAUCGUAUGACAAAUUUAUUUGAAGGACAGAGUGAUGACAUUUGUGAACCAGCUAAAGGAGCAAAAUGUUUGAUCGAUGAGCUCACCUCUUCGAAAGCCUUAGAUAUUCUAAAGGAAUGUGGUGCCACAACACUGGUAGAUGAAGUCGUUGAAGUCAGAAAAACCACCAAAUCUCCAUCAAAAAUAAUGAGUGAAGCAGUGGCGCCUCUGCUAAAGGAUAAAGGCCUACCUGCAGGAUUGUUGGAGGAGCUGCCAACCAGAUGGGAGCGACUUGGAGAUAUUGUUGUGCUUCCAGUAACAUCAUUCAAGAAUCCAUUAUGGGACUCAAUUGCUGAGGAGCUCUGGCCUAUUGUUGCCAAAUCAGUAAAUGCUACUCGCCUUGCUCGUCAAGGUUGUGUUGCAUCAACUGGUACAAGAGACAGUACUUUGGAGAUUCUUAUAGGAGAUAAUGGGUGGGUUGAUCAUCGUGAAAAUGGAAUACUCUAUUCUUUUGAUGCUACUAAGUGCAUGUUCUCCUGGGGUAACCUUUCUGAGAAGCUCCGUAUGGGCUCUCUGGAUUGUAGAGAUGAGAUCAUUGUGGAUUUAUUUGCUGGAAUUGGAUAUUUUACGCUGCCAUUUCUUGUCAGGGCCAAGGCAAAACUAGUUUAUGCUUGUGAAUGGAAUCCUCAUGCUGUUGAGGCACUCCAGAGAAAUGUACAAGCAAAUUCCGUUGCCGAUAAGUGCAUCAUUCUUGAAGGAGAUAACCGGAUAACUGCACCUCAAGGACUAGCUGAUCGGAUCUGCCUUGGUCUCAUUCCAUCAAGUGAAUCUAGCUGGGCUACUGCUGUUAGGGCAUUAAGGGGUGAUGGUGGAAUGCUACAUGUGCAUGGAAAUGUCGUGGACUCAGAAGAGAAUUCAUGGACAAAACAUGUAUCAGAAUCAAUAGCUGAAAUUGCCAGAUCUCAAGGUCAUUGCUGGGAGAUUUCAAUAGAACAUUUGGAGAGAGUAAAAUGGUAUGCCCCGCACAUCCGUCAUGUUGUUGCAGAUGUAAGAUGUAGACGUGCACAGAAAUAAUAAUUAGGCACUGACGUUGAUCAGCUGAAGGAAACAAAUUAUUCAGGACCCAUCAAUUUUUUUUUUCCAGGGAUCCCACAAUGCAGUCGGUAAGUUGGCUUGGACUAUUGGUCUGCUUGAGAAAAAAUAUCAUGAGAUGAUUGUUUGGUUUCUAGGUACCAAAUAGAAUCCCUUCAUGAAAAUCAACAUAGCAAAGCAUUUUAAGAUUUGUAUCAAAUGAGCAAAUGGACCGUAUUUCCUGUAAUCUUAAACUCAGGUUCUUUUAUUGAUGUCAUAAACCCCAGCAUUUUCUUUGGUCAUUGCUGAUUCAUAGAGACUGGUAUGUGCACGUAUACAUGAUGCAUACAUGUAUGUGUACCCCUGUCCAGAGCGUUCUUUGGGGGUUCUUUUGUAUGACCAGUGUGGUAGACAGCUGAUUUGCUCAACUGGGAGUUUGUUUCUAUCAGCUGUUUCUUUCUCAAUAUAGAUUGGACUUGCUAAAAGUCGAAGCGAUCAAUAAUGCGAAAA
Messenger RNA from Argentina anserina (silverweed cinquefoil), 3569 nucleotides. Its product is annotated as tRNA wybutosine-synthesizing protein 2/3/4. Gene Ontology annotation, cellular component: cytoplasm. The record is from RefSeq and is a predicted model, not a curated record. Gene Ontology annotation, biological process: wybutosine biosynthetic process; tRNA methylation. Bases 9 to 3062 code for a protein of 1017 amino acids. NCBI's taxonomy places the organism in Eukaryota, Viridiplantae, Streptophyta, Magnoliopsida, Rosales, Rosaceae. The transcript has 9 exons. Gene Ontology annotation, molecular function: protein binding; tRNA methyltransferase activity.